AGUGAGGCGAAACGUUGGACUCCGCGCGGGAGUCUCGUGGCCGCCCGCCUUUUCUUUUAAGUCGGGGUGCCUUUUUCCUUACACCCACCCCCGGCCCUCUUUUCGUCGCCCUCGCAGAUCUACGGACCCAUCGUCGCUCUAUUUUCAAAGCACGCGAAUACCUCGCUCCGACUCAUCGCCGUGAUCGUUUCGCGUACGAUCUCGUCACGGUUCGUUCUUCUGGUUCCGUUUCUUUUCUUCCGAUCUCUUUUUUUUUUUGCUUUGGUCUCAUCGGUUCGCCAUGAGAUUAGCCGUGGAGAGAUGGUCCGGGAUGCGAUUUGCAGGCUGAUUGCAUCGCAUUUGCAAGAGCACGCACAGAAGGGAAACUAGAGGGAAAAAGAGGAGAGAGAAACGGAGAAGGGGAUAAAGACGGGAUACUCGAAACGGGACGGUGAUACUCGCGGAAACACCGCGAACGGCAGUUCGCUGCGGUACCGAAGGAUCGUAGCAAGAAGACCGGUGGUGCGUGACCUCCGGCUCUAGCCACAUGAUACCGUGUUCGGUGCGUGCACGAUCUCGUUACGGUUCUUUCAACAAGAAGAGGAUAUCGUGCGUUUCCCUGGUGAUCAUUGCGACGUAUUGGUGGUAUCGGUGGGUCGGUGCCGGUGUCGUUUGUCGCGGCAAUAUAAUUCGGCGCUCGGUGGUAAAAAAGCAAGAAUCGCGUUUCGUUUAGUGGCUGUUCGAUGUCCCGAGUGAACGAAGAAAGGGAGAGGUGCAACGUGAUCCGGUAGCGAGUCGCGACGUUGCCAAUGUCAAUGUUAACAGUGCUUGGAAGACGGUCACGGUGAUAUCGUUGUUGUACAUACAUGUAUUUACGUCUAUGUGUUCCCCUUGGCUCGACAACAGAACGGUUGCACGAGUGGAUAUAAAGAGUGUGAGAGGUAAAAAACGAAGAAAACAAGGUGCCACGAGCGUAGCACCGAAGGGCGGAGAACAGUGAGACUUUUGUUAGGGUAUUCGGAGGAAUGGUCGCGAUCGAAGAGUUCGGGUGGAUCGAGGAGGAUCGAGAGGUCGAAACGAUUCGAUUUCUUGAAAGCAGAGGAACAGAGGUGCCGCGUGUGCUUCUCUUGCCCGCGACCUCUCUCACGCACCGCCAAUGCGGCUGAGAUCGCGCGAUCUCAUUGGCUGCAAUCGUGCCGUGGUGUCGGCGAUGGAUGGCAGUGGUUCGGUCGAGGCGAGCAACGGGCAUCGUCGCAACUAAUCGGCAGUAAACUCGCGCGGAAAUGUCGAUCCGAGUCGAGAGGCGGAGGAAGAUCGAAAUCGAGCUUGUGCGUGGCUACGUAUCUUCGUCGUGGAGAACAACGACCGUGCGGCUGGCUUCGGGCCAACACAAAUCUAGCUAAAGGGUGAACGUGAAAACCAGGUGGAAGUGGAAGGUGGAAAAACAGAAGGCAGAGAAAGGGAAGACAGACAGGAAGUAAGGAAAGAAGACCGAAGCUGCUGACGGAGACGUUUCGUAGUGAAAUAUUCGUGCUUUUGAUUAUAUUCUCGUGUGCGGUGCAAGAUGCGCUCGCGACGCCGUGACGGCGGCUGAAGGACGAAGAAACCGAGUGGCUCGUACAGCAGCCCUCGAUUCCAUCUGCCGACUCUCUGUUUCUUUUCGUUUUCCACGUCAACGAGACGCCGCACCACUCAGUAUUCUUCCUCGCUUCGUCGCUUAUCUGUUCGGCUUCACCGAUUCGCCGCUCGACAAAGCGAAGACCAGGGAAAAGAGGUGAAAAAAAAAACCUGAGGCGACACGGAGCCACGAAGUAACGUAGGAUUGGAAAAGGAAGGGAGGCGGAAGGGAAGAGGGAACGAGGCGAAGCCGAGAGCUAGCAAGUGGAAAAAGAGAAGAAAAGGAGUGAAACACGAAGGAAGGUAUCGUCGGAGGAAAGCUACACCAAUAGCAGAAGCAAUCGAAUAGAGAAACGACUAGGUGGUUCGACAACGAGCUUUUUCGUUCGUGGAAUGUGGAUCAGGCAAAUGUGGUGCGGGGCCGAAAAAGCCUUGUGAAGAAACUAAGGAUUAGAUGGUGGAGGUGCUGGAGAGGCAGGCUAGGGAGCCUACGGGGCCGAUCAAGGCACCUCGCACCUACCCAGGGCCUGGCAGCCCUGCGAACCGCGUCCUCGCUAGAGUGCACUCGCAACCGCGUCGGCGGCUGCGUCUCUCCUACGUUCUUUUCCACCAUGAUUUCUUAAUUUCAAGGCUGUUCGCUCUUCUUACCGAUUGUUAUUCGCCGCGGCAGCAGGCCAAAGCAGGCGAAGCGGCGCAGCUUGCUUCCAAUUUGCUAUCCGUCGAGGACAUUGGUCGCGCGGACCUCUUCGGCCUGCAGAGGAGGCUGGAGAUCGAGGUCGAGGCGCGCGGCGCCGCAAGUGCAGUUGUCGGCGGCGGAUACGAGCACGCGGAACGCUCGAAUUUUGAACGCGGCGGUGGCGUAUCGGAUCGGCUACGGAUCGAGAAAAGGUUCUGCGAGCAGAACAAGGUGACAAGGGGGGAGGAUAAGUGGUGGUGGGAGAAAGUGGUGCCGCAGAAGAGAGCAGUGGUUUUGGCCAGGCUAGAGAAUCGUGCGGAGCCCAGGAAGGGCUCCUUAGGAAGGAGCGAGACUGGCGAGCGCAAUGUGGCAAAGCGGCGGCAUGGGCGCCCAUGCGGCCAACAAUCCAUGGAUGAAAUUAAUGGGCAUUGUCCACAAGGAGAGGAGGCAUCACGAUUCGGGCUCUGCCGCUGCCGCCGCUUCCGGUGUUCAGGGCUCUGCGACUACUGGCAGCAACGACCGGACGCUCAAUCAAGGACUCACCGCUGCGGACUGCCCCCUCUGCGAAAAAGCGAGAAAGAGGCCGCCUCCAUGCAACAUGCAGAUGAUCCUGGUUGCUGGCGGAUCGCUGCCGAAACUCAGCAGCCAAGACGAGGAUGGGCCGAACCCACACACCCAAUACACAGGCGUCACGCAGUUCGAGCCCAUACCGCACGAUCAUGACUUUUGCGAGAGGGUCGUCAUUAACGUGAGCGGGCUACGGUUUGAGACGCAGCUGCGUACGCUGAACCAAUUUCCGGACACGCUGCUUGGCGAUCCGCAUCGACGAAUCCGAUACUUUGAUCCGCUUCGCAACGAGUACUUCUUCGACCGAAAUCGGCCCUCCUUUGACGCGAUACUUUACUACUACCAGAGCGGUGGCAGGCUGCGUCGCCCGGUCAACGUUCCUCUCGAUGUCUUCUCCGAGGAAAUCAAGUUCUACGAGCUGGGCGAGCUGGCCACCAACAAGUUCAGGGAGGACGAAGGGUUCAUCAAGGAAGAGGAGAAACCGCUGCCAUCGCAUGAGUUGCAGAGGAAGGUUUGGCUGUUGUUCGAGUACCCGGAAAGCUCGCAAGGCGCCCGGGUAGUCGCCAUAAUAUCCGUGAUCGUGAUCCUCCUGUCGAUCGUGAUAUUCUGCUUAGAGACCCUGCCGGAAUUCAAGCACUACAAGGUCUUCAACACAACAACGAACGGCACGAAGAUCGAGGAGGACGAAGUGCCGGACAUAACCGACCCGUUCUUCCUAAUAGAGACUAUUUGUAUCAUCUGGUUCACGUUCGAGUUAUCGGUGCGCUUCCUCGCCUGUCCAAAUAAGCUGAACUUCUUCCGUGAUGUAAUGAAUUUCAUCGAUAUCAUCGCCAUCAUUCCGUAUUUUAUCACGCUUGGUACCGUGAUGGCCGAGGAGGAGGAAAUGCCUGAUGAACCAAAGGCGCCGGUAAGCCCGCAGGACAAGAGUACGAACCAGGCGAUGUCCCUGGCGAUACUCAGAGUGAUCAGGCUCGUCAGAGUGUUCCGGAUAUUCAAGCUUUCCAGACAUAGUAAAGGCCUUCAGAUCCUCGGUCGUACGCUCAAGGCCUCCAUGAGGGAGCUCGGCUUGCUCAUCUUUUUCCUCUUCAUCGGUGUGGUGCUAUUCUCAUCGGCGGUAUACUUCGCGGAGGCCGGCUCCGAGAAUUCGUUCUUCAAGUCCAUUCCGGACGCGUUCUGGUGGGCCGUUGUCACGAUGACGACCGUGGGCUAUGGUGACAUGACGCCCGUCGGAGUUUGGGGAAAAAUUGUGGGCUCUCUGUGCGCGAUCGCUGGUGUGUUGACAAUCGCCCUGCCUGUCCCCGUCAUCGUCUCCAACUUCAACUACUUCUACCAUCGUGAGACUGACCAAGAAGAGAUGCAGUCGCAGAACUUCAAUCACGUGACCAGCUGCCCGUAUCUCCCUGGUCAACACUUGAAGAAGAGCUCGAUGUCGGAAUCGUCAUCGGAGAUAAUGGAGCUGGAAGAGGGCAUACUGAGCAGUAUCACUCAUUCCGAGGUUACGAAGAAGCCCAACUGCAACCCUCGCCAUAAUAACAAUAUUAAUCCAGCCUGUAUGAGCAUCGAGACUGACGUCUGACUACUAGUGAAGGAGACGGUGGCAACGUGGUGGCCAAUGCUGGAACGGUUAUCGAGAAACAGCUGCAGCUUGCUACGGUGCCUGACAUAGGCCUCCUUCACUCGUCGUCGUAGUCGCGUUAGCUGCGAGCGCUAGCGAUAGCGCGUGUACGCGUGCGCGCUGGCUGCUGAAUUGCAUGCGGCUGCGCAUGCGUGCACGUGCGCGUCAACCCGCCGUCUGUCCAUAGUCUGUCAAUACGAGGGGUGCUUCCAAUCCAUUACCACGUGUCAACGAGAGAUAAGAAAGGACGAGAAAUAACGGAGAAGUUCAACGACCAAGAAUCGGCUGAAUAAUACGGGUGUCACGUAAUUUCUUCCAUCGGCGCAGCGCGAAAACCGAUGAUACCCGUAGGCGGAACGGGAGAAAGAUAAGAGAGAAACGCGACAAGGCAAAGAGUUUAAACGAGUAUCUGCAGGCGUAACGAUGAAAGCCCGUGACAAGGAUGGAAAAGCGAUAAACGAGGAAACUGAUGGCGACAGUUUUGAGGAGGAACCGUGAAUGGAGAACGAGAAGACAGCCGUUUCGGAGGUGUUCACGAUACACACGCACCCCGCGUAGGGACCUACGUGCUAAUAAGGGGAUGGAGCAGGAUAUUUCAGUCGCGCGUCCACUCCCCACACCACCGACUCCAGUGUUCAAUACAAAUGGUAACCAAUAAAUAAAAAAUAACAAAUAAACGGUAUAAAUGGAACGAAGGGAAGAGAAUUAAGUCGCGGCGGCUUCGCGAAUUAAGGAAGAAAAAGAAAAAAACGGAAAAAAAAAGAAAAAAAAUACAUAAGAGAACGUGGUCGAGCCCUUGCCUCCUGCGAUGUUCGCGUACGCGCCAUGUCCGCAUGGCGGAUCUCAGGGGGAUCGGUCGGCAACGAAACCAAGGGAAUCGUACCAGAUAAUACUAAUUAAUUAUAUUAUCGAUGUAAUUAUAUCAAGUAUAACACUGCGCGAAAACGGACGAAGCCACGAUCGAGUGGAAGAGGAGAACAAGACAGAGGAGAGAAGAACGGAAGGAAAAUGGCGAUGGUGCUCGCGGUGAGAGGACAGACUUUUGAAGACGAUAUCGGUAGGUGGUUGCACGGCGAGUAGUUAAGCGAACAAAGUGUGUUUCACAGCGGAGAAAUGGUAUGUUUCACUGAGGACAAAUAUUCAAGGUACAGCGGCAUAUUAAGUCGCACGUACUUCGAUCCGAGAGACCGUUGGAAUGCAAUUCGUUUUUCGAAGCGUAACACUCUACUCGUACCUGCAUACGUAUAACAUACACGAACAUGCACGCGCGCGUGCACACACGCACACACACAUACACACACACGCAGAUAUAUACAUGUACGAAGUUAGUAAUGUGACCACAAGCCACGUUUGUACAAUUUCGAAGAAUAGGCGCGCGUUGCUCUCGUUCACCAUUAGGUAGCCGUCGAUUGUGCACGAUUUACGGGCUAAGAGUAACAACACACACACACACACACACACACAGAUAUCGCGGAAUAACUGCGCCAUAUGAAGAGAUUGGAACGGUGGGAUCGUUUCAAGUUUUACGCUACAUCGGUGGCCGCGCUUUCCAACGCGAUUACAUCAAAUUGUCGUAGCAUUUACAAUGGAAAGAUAGUUGCACCGAUGUUCCUGUAAAGCUUUUGCGGCGAACGAAUCGUUCAGUUUCGUGCACGUUCUAGAUACGCGCGAAUCGGAGAACGAGUCGACUAAAAAGCUCGGCGAACAAUUAUUUUCGUAUGGGCGAACGAGGGAUUCCGCUUUGUCGUAGGAUGUCGGUGACGCGACGAGUUUACGCAACCGAUAGCUCGAAAAUAUAGCGCUUGCACGAAGAAACGCGACUAGCAAUAGAUGGAAAAUUACGACGAAUGGCCGGAAACGUGUCUGCCGAUGGUGCGUAUUAUCGUGUCCAUGGUGGCGAUCUCGCGACGAGUGUCACCAACUGUGAAGGGACAGAGAGGGAAAGAAAGUGGAGUAGUAUCGAAAGCAGUAACACGCAGAGAUUCAGUUUUAGCGAGGCUAAUUCGCCAACAUUUUGUAAUCGAGUGACGAAUUCGAUUUUGUGCUCAGAUCAGGCGGCGGAGGAAAUUAAAACACAAGACAGAGACAGGAGAUAGUGGUAAUUGCGCGUUAACGGUUCGAUUAAAAAUUCCCGGGUUUACGUUUCUUUUUCUGUCGCGCACGCAGAUUUGUCGAUUCUCUCGUUUGCGUUCCGGCAAGCAAAUUCGCUAAGAUUCUUGCCCUUUCGAUCGAGCGCGCAGCUGUAAAACAUAGAAUUAUAGAACGGUGAUAAAGUGCGUCGUUACACGUAUAUCGAAUAGUUUCGAUGAAUGCCAAAUUGCAAAGCAGUAUUUCAAGUUAUCUUUACAAAUAUCGCUCCACUUACAAAACGAACAGACGAUCGAAAGGGACGAAGAACGACGAGUAACGAGAAUCUAAUCUCGACGAUCAAGAUUAUUUUCUCUUGCUGGCUUGUUUCGCCAAUUAUCUUGCAAUCACACGUGGGAAAAGUAUGAAGCGAUCGAGGGAUUAAAGGACAGUCGCUAGGAUAGGAAUGCGCAAAAGAGAGAGGGAGAGAAAUACAGCGGUGCGAGAGAAAUCGUACAAAUAGGAAGGAAAUAGCGGGGCGAAUCGGUGAAAAACGAAUUGAUAGGCCAGUCGGUGCUCGAUACGAAGCAACAACACUUUCCCUAUCUCUUCGCUGUCGUCUCGAUGUUUCGCCUCUUUCCCGGUGGAAAAAGCGCAUCACAAAAUCGCAAAGACUGCCAUUUCAUCAUUCUCGGUAAAAACGAAAUAAGAAGAAAAGAACAUCGCGUAACGAUAUCCACGAUUAUUUCGAGAACAUCGUCCAUGCUCGAACAUUUUUCGUUUAGAUCGACCCUUCCAACUGCCGCGUCGUACAACGGGCAGUAUCCUCGUGACCGAACGAUUCGAGAAACGGCCACAAUUGUUUUUGUAAGUCGCGAUAGAACCCGUUGAUUCGUCAGAAUCUAUCCGCGUGGAAAUCGUCGCGCGGAUGGAUACACUUACGUAAGUUCGCCGUUCAAGAAAACGCGACGUUUCGAUGCCAUUAGUAUCCGAUUAAACGAAAGGACGAAUCGAAAGGUUAAUUUCGACGAUUCCCUCUUUAGCGGCGAGUGGAUCGCGACGCGCAAUUUUCUCUCUACGUUAAAAAAAAUAAAAAAAAAAAAAAUAAAAACUCGGCUACCGUUGUACGUACCAGCUGACGGGGAUAUAUCGUUAAUUCUAAACCGAUAAACAAAGACAUUUCUUCGAGAAGUCGGAACGCGACCCACACUUAUCUCUACGAAUAAUCGACUACGAUGAAGCAGGAAGUCUGACGUUGCAACACAAAAGUGAACACAUUAGAUGUAAAUUAAAAGCUAAUUAAAAAGAAAAAAAAAAAAGGAAAGAAUAAUAUAUCGUAACGCGCGAUCUAUCAAAACAAAAUGAACAAGGUAAUAAGACACAAGUAAGCAAAGAAAAAAAAAAAAAAUAAAAAGCGAUUCCAUUACUCGAUUUAUUAGAUCUUAGAUGCGAGUUUUACCGAGGAAUAUCUCAUCUAUCUUUUAUUAGACGAAACGAGCAAAGGCUAGACGAAGCGAGACUUUCACGUUGUGUACGAAAGGGAGAAAGAGAGCGCGAGAAUGGACAUGAGAAAAUGAAAGUGUAAUUGCACGUGAGUUUUUAAGGGAAAAUCGAAGAGCGCGUCU
This is a messenger RNA of Bombus terrestris (buff-tailed bumblebee), 8146 nucleotides long. RefSeq names its product potassium voltage-gated channel protein Shaker (gene shaker). NCBI's taxonomy places the organism in Eukaryota, Metazoa, Arthropoda, Insecta, Hymenoptera, Apidae. The transcript has 11 exons. Gene Ontology annotation, cellular component: voltage-gated potassium channel complex; membrane. Gene Ontology annotation, molecular function: protein binding; delayed rectifier potassium channel activity. The record is from RefSeq and is a predicted model, not a curated record. Bases 2637 to 4415 code for a protein of 592 amino acids. Gene Ontology annotation, biological process: potassium ion transmembrane transport; protein homooligomerization.